This is a messenger RNA of Quercus lobata, 1172 nucleotides long. RefSeq lists its product as uncharacterized. The record is from RefSeq and is a predicted model, not a curated record. The coding region runs from base 513 to 875 and encodes 120 amino acids. Lineage: Eukaryota; Viridiplantae; Streptophyta; Magnoliopsida; Fagales; Fagaceae. The transcript has 3 exons.
AUCUAUUUUGAUUGUACUUUUCUUCACAGUUUUAAUGGUCCUGGUGGUUUUGCAUCUAUUCCGAUUGUACUUUUCUUCACAAUUUUAAUGGUCCUGGUUUAUGCUCAGCAAAACGAAUUCUUCCUCAGGUUUGAUUACUCAUUUCUUUCAUCUACAUCUGCUUUCCUUACUUUUUGUGAAUAAUUUUUAUUCUUUAAUUAUAUAAGUUUUUUUUGUUUUCGCAUGUUUAUCUUCUGUUUCAUUAGUUUCUCCUUUUGUCACACAAAAAACUACCACCUUCAUCAUUGGCGCUCUCUCUCAAAGCCCAAAACCAAAGCCAGCAACGCACACACAUAUCAUUCCAAGCAAACCCAUUUAAAAGCAAAAAAUUUCUCUCUUUUUUUGUAUUUUUGAUUCCCUUCUUCUUAUUCGUCCGUACACAACGCAAAAAACCCUUUUUCCCAAUCGUGCUUUCACAAUUUUCUUUUCGGGGGUUUUGGAUUUUAGCUCAGCAGUGAAUUUUACUUUGAUCGAUGGCCAGUGGGCAUGUCAUUAAACGCGCCAAGUACAAGACCUCACCCAAAGGCGCUGGUACUCCUGGUGUUUUAAAAAUGGAGAUUGUUAUAAAAUUGGGAAACUCUAUUGCCAAUGAACUGAGGCUUUUUAACUACUUAUUUUCUUACCAAAGGUACAUCAUUCAAUGUCUUCUUGUAUUUCUUCAGGUAUUCAGCUUUUAUGUACUGCAUAUCAAUCUCAGUCCUUGUCACAAUUACCCUUAUAAGGGUGGUGUCAUCAGUCCCCAAACCUUUCAUAGCCUUAUGCAACACCUGCAAAAUUUCAGACGUGUUAGGAUGCAUCCAUAUCAUUUUUAUUACAAUAAUAAAAAUGGUAUAUAGGUCCUUCAGAACCAUAAUCCCACAUCAGUAAAAGCAUAUCUGAACCUGUUGUUCAGAAAAACUAGAGAUAUGGUCCAUAUGGAAACGGAGAGAAUAGUUUGACAGAGCAUAAUUUCAUUCCUAUCUAAUUUUAGUAUCAGAAUAGUGAAUAUAGUCAUAAAUCAAUGAGUUAGGUCCACUUUUGUUCUGUUGGUUUCUAAUCGUUACAAUGGAAGAACUUGUAAUUUAUUGGAAUAAUGUGAGGGAUAUUUGGCAGCUCAUAAUAAAAGGAAAUUAUGCAAAAGCUUUAUAGAAUUA